AUGUUCACAGGGCCGGAUUCUGGGUCAGGGAGUGUCACAGACUCACAGAUCGUGCCCACUCUUGGCCCCCGUGUGCCCAGCGACCCCGUGCAGCUGGUGGUAGCAGGGCGUGAAUUUCUCAAACCUACCCUCUGGGUGAGCCCCAGCAGGGUGGUGGCGCUCGGGGGAAACCUCACCAUCCGCUGUGAGGGUCGGCAAAGAUCCAUGAAGUUCUUUCUGCGUAAAGCUGGACACCCGAACCCGCAGGUGCAGACAGUGCCUGAUGGGCCCGUGGCUGAAUUUCCCAUCCCCAGUGUCAGCCGGAAAGAUGGAGGGAGCUACACCUGCGAAUAUCGCUCCAUAACGGAACCGAGUCGCUGGUCGUAUCUCAGCGACCCCGUCAAGAUCAUUGUAGGAGAGCCCCGCUACCCCAAACCCAGCAUCUCCCUGCUGAUCCCCAGCGGGGGGGUCUCGCUGGGGGGAGCCGUGACUGUCCAGUGUUGGGGGCAGCGCUGGGACGUGCGGUUCGUGCUGAAUAAAGAGGGACGUCAUUUCCCACCUGUGGAAUCAGAUGGGUUGGAGGCUGAGUUUCCCAUCAGCAACGUGCGCCGGGAGCACGGCGGGAGCUACAGCUGCUCCUAUCACAGCAGAUCAGAGCCGUUUGCCAUGUCGUACCCCAGCGACCCCAUAGAGCUCGUGGUGAGAGAUCCCAGCUUACCCAGACCCUCCAUCUCCCUGAGCCCCACUGGGGUCAUCGCCUUAGGGGCGGACGUCACCAUCCGGUGGGGAACUGACCCCACCCAGCCUGGAGCAGCGCCGGCUCCCACCCACCCGGGGCCAGGCGGAUCAGAGCCACAAGGUCUGACCAGCCCCAUCAUCGCCGGGACGAGCACAGCAGCCGCCGGCCUCCUCCUGCUUCUCCUCCUCCUCGUGGCCUUCGUCUGCUUCAGAAAAACCCGAGCCAGAAAAGGAGCCGCACCGAGACCGAGCAGCACCAAUCCUAUGGUGGCAUUAAAGGCGCCGGCUCAGCAAGAGCCCCUCUACGCCUCCAUCGACGAAGGGAAAGAGCUGCAGACCCCGCCCCAGGAGCCCGACCCCGAUGCCGACGGACUCACCUACGCCGACCUGGACAGCCGGGCGUUGCAGGGCAAGUGGGGAGGCCUGGCCCCUGCCCCCGAGCCCGCCCAGCCCAGCCUGUACGCCACGAUCAACGUGAGCCGGGGGGCCCCACGUGAUGAGCAGAGAAAGAGUCCCCUCAGCUCCACCAUCAUGGCCCCUGCAUGAGAUGCUCCCACCCCCGGCCCCCGCAGCCUCCGGACCUACAGAUCAGCCUGCAGAGACACCACUGACCCACAUCCGCCUGCUCCUGGCUGCUCAGACAUCGGCUGGCUCCCUGUUGCCUCAGUUUCCCUUAACUCCUGCUUAAGGAGCCCCCUAAGUCUGCUAGUCCCCACAAGUGACACUCUGUACCUCGGGGGGACACCCUCCACCCCCAUGUUCACCCUUAUAACAUGAUAAUAAUAAUAAUAAUAUGCAAAUAUUGUCAUCUCGGGUGUCUUCGGAAGGCUCAUGAUGCACCGAGCAUGGUUGUCACAGUGAUGUGAUAGGUUGUAAUGUCACGUAUGUAGUUAUGAGGCUGAAAAUGUGUCAUCAUGGCUUAAAACAAGCCCAGGCAAAGCUCCCCAAGAGCAGAGGGGCAGUUCACACCUCAUCAGGGCACGUACGGGACAAACCCAGCCCAGCCU
Mauremys reevesii (Reeves's turtle) is the source of this 1724-nucleotide messenger RNA. Its product is annotated as leukocyte immunoglobulin-like receptor subfamily B member 5. The record is from RefSeq and is a predicted model, not a curated record. The coding region runs from base 1 to 1263 and encodes 420 amino acids. Lineage: Eukaryota; Metazoa; Chordata; Testudines; Geoemydidae. The transcript is spliced from 12 exons.